CGUGAAAAUUGCUUGAAGCGAUAACCUUCAUAAAGGUAUUUACUAGUUAUUCAACCAUCAUUCACAGCACACUCAUAUUUAUUGUAUUAAUUAGGAAUUGUGUGGCAUGCCCUAAACAAUGAAGGAAGCAUAUUUUUUGUUCUGGAAGAAAUUUUCAAAGUGUUAAACGCACAGUGCAUUGUAUAACGUUUUCUACGUGAAGUGCGAAUAAUUGACCUAUGACUUGACGCCAAUAAUGUGGAAAUACAGGUAGAUUGGACAUGUAAACAAUCGGAUCGGACCAGCUGAUAAAUAUCUCUAUAAGUGUUAAUGCAAAAACAAACCAUAAGAAGUCAUGGCAGCCCUAAAUCAGAGCAGAGGAAAGUGUUCUUGUAGAGCUACAAAGGUAUUUUUAACAAAUAUUUUACUGUUAAGCUUACUGACCGUCGUAGCAGCUACGCCAAGUUUACCACAACCCAACAAAACCCAGACAAUAGAUGUCACAAACAACAAUCUCACAAGAGUCAGAAAUGUUUCCAUGGAAAGUGGAAAUUUUGGUUGGGAAGACUACAGCGUGUUGGCGGUGAUGUUGAUAGUUUCGUGCGGAAUCGGUGUAUUCUAUGGCUACUUUGGUGAAAAACCUACCACCGGUGACGACUUUUUGUUGGGAGGAUCAUCGAUGGGAACAUUUCCAAUGUCGCUGAGUCUCGCAGCUAGUUUCAUAACAGCAAUAGAGCUGUUGGGAAACCCUGCGGAGAUGUAUAUGGCGGGUGCGCAGUUCUGGAUGAUUUGUGUCGCCUUUGUGCUCGUCGUGCCCAUCGCCAGCCAGUUGUAUUUGCCCGUUUUUAUGCGCUUGCGACUCACUUCAUGCUACGAGUACUUGGAAGUGCGGUUCUGCAAGUCUAUUCGAGUGUACGCUAGUGUACUGUACAUGCUGCAGAUGAUCCUAUACACAGCUGUAGCCGUGUAUGCGCCAGCGCUCGCACUUUCCGAUGUUACGGGACUGAAUACGUAUUUGGCGGUGACGUUGGUUUACGUCGUGUGCAUAUUUUACGCUUCACAGGGUGGUAUGAAAGCCGUGAUAAUGACGGACUCGUUCCAAUCGGCCGUGCUGCUGGGCUCGCUGGGCGCGGUGCUGGCGCUGGGCGCGGCCGGCGUGGGCGGGCUCGACGUGGCGUGGGACUACGCCGCCCGCACCGAAAGACUGCACUUUUUCGACAUGAACCCAGACCCGACGGUGCGGCACUCGUUUUGGUCUGUCGUGGUCGGAGGGACCAUGUACUGGACGAGCAUGUUUUGCGCCAACCAAGCUUCGGUGCAAAAGUACCUGUCAGUCGAACGCAUCAGCCAAGUGCGAGUCGCGCUAUGGGUCUCCGCCUUCGGCUUGAUAGCGGUGUACUCCGUGAAUUUCGUCACCGGGGUCAUCCUCGCAUACCAUUAUUCCGAUUGUGAUCCCAUUCAGGCCGGAAUUACUAAAGGAUCCGAUCGUAUCCUGCCGUUGUACGUGAUGCAACAGCUUGGCAAGUACCGGGGCAUGCCAGGAUUCUUCGUUGCUGGAAUUUUCGCAGCCAGUCUUGGAACAGUGGCUUCGGCUUUGAACUCUUUAGCUGCUAUAGCAUGUCAGGAUUUAGUGACAGGGCUCCUUGGAAUAAAGCUACCGGAAGAUAAGGGAGCUAUGAUAGCACGAUGGGUGUGCAUCGCGUGUGGCGCGGUGUCGUUCGGGCUUGUAUUCGCGGUGGAGCGCCUAGGGCCUGUGCUGCAACUGGCACUGUCCUUCAACGGGAUGGCAGGCGGUGUUUCGCUGGGCCUCUUCACCCUUGGCAUGCUGUUCCCUUGGGCUAAUGCUAAGGGUGCGGUGGCUGGCGGCGUGUUUGGUUUACUGCUGGUGGUGGUGGCCGGCGGCGGCGCACAGCUGGCCCAAGUGACUACUCCUGGCCUGCCAGCCUCCACCGAAGGCUGCAUUCUUCCAGAUAACUCAACAAUCCUCUUGACUCCUGGCAAUGCUCAGGACGAAGCUGUCUUCUGGCUGUUCCGUGUCUCAUACCUGUGGUACUCCGGGCUAGGCUGCGUCGCCACAGUGCUCGUCGGGCUCCUGGUGUCGGUCAUCACCGGCGUCACGCACCCGGCCCACGUACCAAUUGACCUUAUAUCGCCGCCCAUCGUAGCACUACUCAAUUCCUUACCAAAUAACAUGAAGAAAAGUCUGCGUGUGUCAACUCGGCUGGGGUCAGAAAGGCGUCGCAGUUCCAGCGUGCGGCCGCCCAGCAUGUCCGACGACAAAGACACGCGCAGGCGCCGCCGGCUCUCCGAGCUUGCUGGCGGAGUGUUCUACAGCGACGCGCCCACGCUCACGCGCGGCCUCGACAACCCCGCCCUCGGCCUAGACUCAGAGAAACCACCCCCAGACGAAUACCACUUCAAUAGCUUCAAACUAGAACCCACAUCCAACGGGCACACUUCCAACUUUUCUUAAUUAAUUUGUAUAUUCACUUAAAUACAGGUACUUAGUAGCGUUAAUAGCUUCACAUCUGUAUCCCCAUAAAUGCACCACACUGUGCAGGUGUAAAUUUUUAAUUUAUUCGCGGUAGAUUAUGUAAUUGUAUUGUGUGUGUGAAUAUUAGAAUUUAAGCAAUAUGUUAUCUUUGUGACAGUAAAUAAUUUAUAUCAUAAGUUCACUUGAUUCCGGAGCAGGAUGUGGUCAACGCCCCGUUAGUCAGAGAUGAGUCAUUCGUUGCCCUAUACUAAAAAACGGCCAAGUGCGAGCUAUCGUGUGCAAAAGGUUCCGAAAAUUAAUUGUUUACCGCACAUAUAUCAUAAAAUUUGGCCUAUUUAAAGAAACGAGAUCUAUGACACUAAGCUACUCCAUUUUACUAAAUAUUCUAUUCAAAAAAUUAUUACUUACUGAUAAAAACAGUUGCGUAAUGAUCUUUAAAAUUUUAUAAAAAUAAUACAGAUAUCCCCGUUAAAACCUGCAAAACGAAGAACGUAAUUUGCGAUAAAAAUGUUUAGACUAGAAUCCAACUACUUGUAUGUGAUAAAUCUACACACUUUAUUCAACGGACUGUUGGCGCUGCUGUUAUGUUAUAGUUCGCGACUUUAGUUUAAUUUGUAACAAUGCGAAUGCGUAGAAUAUUUCGAUAAUUUGUUAUAAAUAUUUAAAAAUAAAUUAUUUUAUAAA
Molecule: messenger RNA, 3157 nt
Organism: Ostrinia furnacalis (Asian corn borer)
Lineage: Eukaryota; Metazoa; Arthropoda; Insecta; Lepidoptera; Crambidae
Product: sodium-coupled monocarboxylate transporter 1
Exons: 14
Coding region: 335-2452 (705 amino acids)
Biological process (GO): sodium ion transport; transmembrane transport
Cellular component (GO): membrane
Molecular function (GO): symporter activity
Source: RefSeq, a predicted model, not a curated record